Aspergillus oryzae RIB40 is the source of this 1254-nucleotide messenger RNA. Its product is annotated as 2OG-Fe dioxygenase family protein. The record is from RefSeq and is a predicted model, not a curated record. NCBI's taxonomy places the organism in Eukaryota, Fungi, Ascomycota, Eurotiomycetes, Eurotiales, Aspergillaceae. Gene Ontology annotation, molecular function: dioxygenase activity. Bases 1 to 1254 code for a protein of 417 amino acids. The transcript has a single exon.
AUGGCCGAGGUGACUUUUCCUCACCACUGGCGCGAUUACAGAUGGAGACACGGCGGGAAUGUCGUCACAGUCCGCUUUCACGGAGAGGGACUAAAUAAAAGGUCCAACUUGGAGCGCUGCUGUGACGACAUUCUCCGCGCCGCGGAAGAAGAGGGGGUGCAGAUGGUCAAGGGGGCCAGCCUGGGCUUCUCCACCACCCGGAUCUUCGUGGCGGACGCAUUUUUCGAGAACACAGAUCCUUUCUUACGGAUAUCUGUCGGUGUGCAGUCAGAAGACAUUGAGACCGUCGCCAGAGCCGUUCUUAGUGGAAUCAAGAGGUACUGCAUGUCGGCUGUGCCCGUUAAUCUCGACGUGGGCCAGCGGCUCUACGAUGCCAAAUUUUAUAAAGCAAUGGCGAGCAUGCUGGAGGUGAGGGCUAGGUACGCCAAAGACCGGGUUGUUUUCAUGGAGGGCGAAUGGUUGGUUCCAAUCCUCAAAGCACUGGGCGCCAGGGAGGAGGAUUUUGAUGCUCUCCAGCAAGUCAGCCAUCACCUGGGCAAGGAUCCUACGGUAGACUACCGGACCAUCAGGAACGGUCUGUUCUAUUUCAACUUUGAGAACAAGACAAUCCAACGGUUUCAAAAGCAACGCUUCACCCUCACCGUACAGGAGAACUACAAGCGUCACGACUCCGGAUUACCCCGUGAUUUCCCAGAAGUCCGGGGUGACCUUCAAUACAACACUGUCCUGCAAGCCCUGAUGGUGGCGAAGGCCUUCAUAAUGAACAAAGUCGACGUCGAACCUCGUGCCCACCUGGACUACUCUAGCCCGAAUUUCCUCUGCAACGUAUUUAAUAUCCGAACAUUCACUGAGAAGAACAUUCUCGGUGAGCCUACCCUUGAAGGCGUGCACGCCGAUGGAGCGGAUCAUACAAUGACUACUUUCCUGGGAUGCACCAAUAUGAGGUCCGACAGUGGAAUCACCUUCAUCCAUGACCAGAAGGAGAUCACCGGGAUCCCAGCCACUGAGGCACAGCCGAGCCUCAUCAAGCAUCGGUUCCAGCAUCGUCACUUCCUAGACUCGCUCCUGUUUGCCGAUAAUGAGGCCAAGCACAGUCUCACUUCUGUCUUCCAGGAGGAUGUGUCUAAGCGUGCAACGCGAGAUAUGCUGCUCUUCCUCACCCGCAAGCCUAAGUUGGCGGGUCAUUCAUCGGGAAGUGUGGAUGCCAUGGAACCUCACAAGACCCUUCCGAUCAACGUUCCGUUGUGGCUAUAG